Molecule: messenger RNA, 855 nt
Organism: Prunus armeniaca (apricot)
Lineage: Eukaryota; Viridiplantae; Streptophyta; Magnoliopsida; Rosales; Rosaceae
Source: the annotation of a GenBank genome assembly
AUGCUCUGGUCGGAGCUGAUUCAGGGGACAAGUGUUCGUUGCCAGUGCAUGUCAGAUCUGCUGGCUUUCUCAACCAGUUUACUCACGCAUAUGGAGGAUAUCUCUUCGGCCUUUUCGCAUCGGUUUGUCCUUACUGAUGUGGAGCAACAGGAAAUAGUGAUAGAGUCCAAGGAAAACAUUGGUGUUAAAACCGAUAAGUUCUUCCUGAAACCUAAAGCUCACGUCACAAUAGUAGAGCUGGAACAGAACAGGUUCUUUUUUGCGUUCAAUACAAAUUUGGAACGCGCAACGAUCCUCAAUGGGGGCCCGUGGCUGUUCAACGGCUACCUCUUGAUUCUAGCAGAGGCAGAUGAAAAAGUUAACCUGACCAGGAUUCCUCUUGUGAUGCAGGAAUUCUGGAUACAGGUGAAAGGCCUUCCCUUGUCUUUUAUGACCAGGGCCAUGGGUCAGAUGAUUGGUACGGCACUAGGAGGCUAUGUUGUCACCGAUCAGAGCAAGAAAGUGGAUUGUUUAGGCAGUUAUUUGAGGAUACGUGCCCGCAUUGAUGUGACAAAACCUCUCCGGCGAAGUUUAAACCUCAGAUUAGACGGAGAUCUAGUGGAGGUGGAGAUACGUUACGAGAAAUUGCCUAUCACAUGUUAUCAUUGUGGUUUGAUCGGCCAUAUGGAAGGCUCAUGCACACAAAAGGGUGUUGUCUAUGCAGAUGAUAAGGCCAAGCCUUAUGGCAAAUGGUUCCAACAGGAUGUUCUUGGCCCCGACUAUCGGCGGCCUUCCGGGAGACGUUUUGGGCUUUCUCCAUCGACGGGAUGGUCUAUGCGAGCUCCAGAUAAAUCCGGCUUCCAUUCGCCAGCAUGA